Gymnodraco acuticeps is the source of this 2854-nucleotide messenger RNA. RefSeq names its product RFNG O-fucosylpeptide 3-beta-N-acetylglucosaminyltransferase (gene rfng). Gene Ontology annotation, biological process: regulation of Notch signaling pathway; pattern specification process. The transcript has 9 exons. Lineage: Eukaryota; Metazoa; Chordata; Actinopteri; Perciformes; Bathydraconidae. Gene Ontology annotation, cellular component: Golgi membrane. Gene Ontology annotation, molecular function: O-fucosylpeptide 3-beta-N-acetylglucosaminyltransferase activity. The record is from RefSeq and is a predicted model, not a curated record. The coding region runs from base 397 to 1587 and encodes 396 amino acids.
AAGAGUUUAGUGGUUUGAGGAAUGUUUGGUUUACUAGAAGUAAACGGGCUGGCACAGAAAGUAACUUUGUGCUGGUCUAAGUCUUCUUUAUAACUUCUUGACACCAAAAAAGGCAGAAGAGGACCUACUAAACUGGUGUAGUUGUAUUUAAAGUCACUUCGGAACAAAAAGGAGCAGCGAGCCCAGCAGUGGAUCCGGUUGCAUUUAGGUUAUCAUUCAACAUCUUCACAACCGUUUUUCCAGUUAGCUGGUUGUGUUUCAGUAAAGCCAAUGCUUUCGUCCUCGCCAUUCUGGAAAAAAUACGUCAAAUGUGUCUUCUGAUAUUUCAUGGCUUCCUCCUGACGGUGUGAGGAUGGGUCAGGGUGGUGUCGGCAGUGGCUGCAGCCCUGGAGGCUGAUGAAGACGCUCCAUUGGCCAGUCAGGAUGCAUAUAGCCUCAGUGGGUGUCAGCAAGUUCUGCUUCCUGUUCUCCCUGGCGUUCUGCGGCCUCCUGCUCCUGCUCAUCCCGGCCCUCCAGCCCCAGGCCCGCCAGCUGGACCUGCCUCAGCCCCGGCCCCAAGUCCGCCCCGCUCCGGAGGACCUCCUGGCUCCAGGAGGGUCUGAACACUCAGAGGAGACUGACUCGGCAGGGUGGGGCAGACCCAUCCAGACUAAAGGGAUCACACAUGAGAUCCACAGUCCCAAAAGAGGGACGGACUCCAAAAAAGGAGUGCUGCCUGGGGGAAAGGGUGGUAGAGUUUCAGGGUCCAGGCCACGGGACCUGUUGGAGUUAAAGGACAUUUUUAUUGCAGUAAAGACUACCAGGAAGUACCACAAGUCCAGACUGGAGCUGCUGAUCCAGACCUGGGUUUCCCGAGCUAAAGAACAGACCUACAUCUUCACUGAUGGUGAAGACAAGGAGCUCCGCAUGAGAACAGGAGUGAACAUCAUCAACACUAACUGCUCAGCCGCUCACACCCGCCAGGCUCUGUGCUGCAAGAUGUCCGUGGAGUACGAUAAAUUCAUAGAGUCUCAGAAAAAGUGGUUCUGCCACGUGGAUGAUGAUAACUACGUGAUCCUGCCCAGCCUGCUGCAGCUGCUCUCCACCUACCACCACAGCCAGGAUGUGUACCUGGGCCGGCCCAGUCUGGACCAUCCCAUUGAGGCAGCAGAGAGGGUCAAGAGUGACGGAUCGGUGUCGGUUAAGUUCUGGUUUGCAACAGGUGGAGCAGGUUUCUGUAUCAGCAGAGGCCUGGCACUGAAAAUGAGCCCAUGGGCCAGUUUGGGGAACUUCAUCAGCACAGCAGAGAAGAUCCGGCUGCCAGACGACUGCACCAUCGGCUACAUCAUCGAGGCGCUGCUGGAGGUGAUGCUGACACACACACACCUCUUCCACUCACACCUGGAGAGCCUGCAGAAGCUGCCCACCGACACCGUGCUGGAGCAGGUGACUCUUAGCUUCGGAGGCUUUGAGAACAGAAGGAAUGUGGUCAGCAUUGUUGGGGGCUUUUCACUGUCGGAAGACCCCACAAGGUUUAAGACAGUGCACUGCCUUCUGUAUCCAGAUACUCACUGGUGUCCAAAACUCCAACAUCACCCCAGAACCUGAAAGCUUCUGUUUCCAUCCUGCAGCACGGACUCCUGCUACACAUGUAUCCCACUGCCUUCCCCUGCCGUGUUUGGAUCUAUGUGACAGUUCUGAAACUCAUGUAACAGUAUAUGAAGGAUUGUACAGUAUUAUAUAGAGCCCCUGCUCUUUAUCUGAGGGCACGGAGUGUUCAAUGAAACCAAAGGCCUUCACCCACAAACCACUGACUUUAGUGUGAGUUAACACAUACUGUUGACAUUUUAACCUAAAGUCAAUGUAAAUCAAUCUAGUUUCUUUAGAAUUAAAUAUUGUUGAGGUACUUUUAAAGGAGGCUGAUGUAUUGAGAUGAUCAUAAUGGUUUGGUCUCAAACAUGAACUGAACUGAUGUUAGAUAUGACAGAAAGGACAGAAGCCCUCUGAAGAAGCUUCAUAUUCCACAUGGCCAGGCACACGUUUUUUUUGUAACUGUUACAGUUGGAUGCCUUCAUAUUUUCAGCCAAAUAGCUCCAUCAUUAUGGUUUUGCACUACUUUGACCUUGUCACUUCCUGUUUGUUACUGUCUGUAGUUACAGUGUAAAUAUGAAUGAUCAUUAUGUAUUCUGUCUUUGCAUAGGUUGUAGUUUUAGCUCUGCAUGCGCUCUUUAAGGCAGAGAUGAUUAGUUUGAUGGAGUUAGUGGAGCCAAAGAUAUUUCUACUACAGCGGUUACAUUUGGUUUGGACAUUCAUGGUCCAAAGUGGGUGCUACUAAUGAUUUAAUUGACCCCUGACCUUUUGUUGUGCAGUGUCAGCAAGUCAAAGGCCCUUUCUCAUUUCAUCAAAUCCCCCUCCUCGACUCCUCGGUCCUCCGGUAGUGACCCGGAAAUGAAUUUUAGCGCGCCAUGUUGAAGGACAUCUAAUUUCUCUAAAUGCACUUCGAGGAUCGAGUGUCGAGGAGGCUCUCUGGAGGAGCUCUAACCGAGGAUACACUGAUGGGUCCUCCACGGCUCCUUCGUGGAUGCAUUUCCGGGAACAGAGAUGUUUCAAAGCGUCGUGACGCACGGCCGGACUUAUCUCAGCCAAUGACAGCUCUGCAUGCAUCCCCUGGAUAUUAUUGUAUUAACUGCUCUCAUGCAAGGCGAUGUUUACAGAGAGAACAGCUGUGAGGUUCGUGCAGAAAGCAGAGCAGUGUGUAUAAUAUAUAUCACUCAGUAUAACAGGCCUACUCUCUUUAUUUGCUGUAGUUUAGUAGAUAUCUACAAACAAAGAGUCGAUAUUUUUCUAAAACCAUUUAGUGCUUCACAUAAUAAAA